AUGCUGGAGGCGAGCAGCGCGUGCCCGCUCGGCGACUUGAACAAAGUGGUGAAGCUCGAGGAGUGGGCUGCAGUGGCAGCGGCCCCGCCGGGCGCCUACCGCUACCCGCACCACCAUCUGCACCCGCCGACACCGCAGCCGGGACCUGCACCAAGUGGCCGACAGGUGGGCCGCUACGCAACCUGCGCGGGGGUGCCCGGGGAGCCGACACUCAAGGGCUCCCCGGGUCCCGUUGACUCCUCUCUGCUGGCAAGCUUCAGGGACAGGUACCUGGGCGCCUCAGCGCCCCCCUUCGGGGGCAUGGGCUCCUUCCUGGCCCCACCACCGCCCCCGCACUUCCUGGGCUCUGCGGCUGAGUCAGCGGCUUCUAAAUGCACAUCCGAAGUGGCCCGAAGACCUGCCGGCCGUGGAUCGGCAUCGGCCAGCCCUGCGAGCCCCGCCGGAGGAUCAUUGGCCCCUCCACCCGUCAACAGGCCCGCACUGCCACCCGGUGCGACUUCGGCCACGGGGAACGACAAGAGAUCUUUCGUAGCCAACGAAGCUCCAUCCGGUGGUGGAAGCGCGGCUUCAAACAACGACGGCCCGGGGGGUCGAAGUGCUGCCAAGGCGUACGCUUCCACGCCCGAUAGUCACCCGCUGCGGCUGACCAAGGACGAAACGUCGUACAAGGCCGCAUGGGGAUCACCAUCACCUACUCAAGCACAAGAUAGAGCACUUGACAAGUGGUGGUUCGUGAAGCUGGAGCUGGACGAGCUGCCAUGA
Rhipicephalus microplus (southern cattle tick) is the source of this 762-nucleotide messenger RNA. RefSeq lists its product as uncharacterized. Gene Ontology annotation, molecular function: sequence-specific DNA binding; DNA-binding transcription factor activity, RNA polymerase II-specific. The record is from RefSeq and is a predicted model, not a curated record. Gene Ontology annotation, biological process: regulation of transcription by RNA polymerase II; cell differentiation. Gene Ontology annotation, cellular component: nucleus. NCBI's taxonomy places the organism in Eukaryota, Metazoa, Arthropoda, Arachnida, Ixodida, Ixodidae.